GGAGAAACGUCCUGAUAGUCUAUGCACAUCAAGAGCCCAAGUCUGAACGGAUCUUUGAAGAGUGUUGCUGUAGAAGAGUUGAGCAAGCAGGGCUGCAGUGUCACAGUGUCUGAUUUAUAUGCAAUGCAGUUCGAGCCAAGAGCAACAAGAAAUGACAUUGUUGGUUGCUUGCACAACUCAGAAGAGUUCAAUUAUGGUGUGGAGACAUGGGAAGCUUACAAGAGAGGAGGUUUGUCCAGUGAUCUGAUUGAGGAGCAAAAGAAGGUGCAGGAAGCGGAUUUAUUGAUUUUUCAGUUUCCCUUGUAUUGGUUCAGCAUGCCAGCAAUCAUGAAGGGCUGGAUGGACAGAGUCUUGGUCCAAGGAUUUGCUCAUGAAUUUCCAAAGUGUUACGAUUCUGGUUUGCUCAAGAACAAAUUAGCCCUGUUUUCUUUCACCACUGGAGGAAGCAAAGAGAUGUAUGCAAAAGGAAGUAUCAGUGGUGAUAUUCGCUAUCUCCUGUGGCCCAUGCAGCAUGGAAUCAUGCACUUUUGUGGUGUCAAAGUCCUCGCACCUCACAUCUGCUUUGCUCCGGAGUAUGUCUCUGAGGAGAAGAGGAAGGAAAUGCUGGUUGCCUGGGCCCAGCGUCUGAAGACACUUUGGAAGGAAGAACCCAUAAACUGCUCUCCUGAGUGGUAUUUCAAGUAAUGUUCAGGUACAGGACUACAGAGAGAAGAUUUUUUUUUUCCUUCCAUUCUUUUUGGUGCUUUAUCUCGAUGUCUGAAUGCUGAUCUCCUAAUUCGAAUGUAUUAUAAGUAUCUUGAGUACUACAGCUGGCAGUUUAACU
This is a messenger RNA of Charadrius vociferus (killdeer), 823 nucleotides long. It is a transcript of the gene NQO2, whose product is annotated as NAD(P)H dehydrogenase, quinone 2. The record is from RefSeq and is a predicted model, not a curated record. Lineage: Eukaryota; Metazoa; Chordata; Aves; Charadriiformes; Charadriidae. Gene Ontology annotation, cellular component: cytosol. Gene Ontology annotation, molecular function: NAD(P)H dehydrogenase (quinone) activity.